UCUCUCUCUCUCUCUUUCUCUCUCCUCCGCCGCCUUCCACCGCCGUAGCGCCGCCUCGAGAAGAAAGGGGAAAAACUAUGAGAUGGUGGGUCUGAGUGUAAUACUGGAGAAUUACAGGGAUCUCUCGGAAAAGAGGAGCCCACAAGUCAUCAGCAAAGGAAUCAGCAUGAUAAAGCCACCCUCAAAUCCUUCAUCUCCCACAUCGCCAAAUGGGUUUUUUAGGAGGAAACAGAAUGUGUCUGAUUUCUCUUCUGCUUAUGGCUUUCUUGAGUCUUGUUUUCUCUGCAGGAAAAAGCUCUUGCCAGGAAAAGAUAUCUACAUGUACAAAGGGGAUACGGCAUUCUGCAGCGUGGAGUGCAGGUACAGGCAGAUCUUCAUGGAUGAAGAGGAGGCCAAUGCAAAGGGUAGUUGUACCUUAGAGUACAACUGCUCAACGCCGUCUUCUUCUUCUUCUUCGUCUUCUCGCGCUGCAGGCAAAGGGUCGAGAAAUCGUGCACACGCUUUUGCCUAGUGAGGAGUAGUGGGUUUUUGCCUUUUCGGUUGGGGGAUUCACAUAGUUAAAUUUCCGUUUCUGCCCUUUUGCUGGAUUUUGCUGUGAUGAUUCCCUACUCUCUUUAUUUUUUACUUUUUUCAUCUUUUAUCGUAUGGGGUGCUCCCUAGAACGAGGCCAGGGGUUUUUUUGUCAUUUCAUAUAAUCGGCCCAUUGGUUUUGGUUUCUGCAUUUUGCGUUUUGGGUGUUCAAACCGCUGGCUGAGGCCUGAGGCCGUAUGGGGAAUCUUUAAAAUUAUGAAUUUGUUUUGGUUUUGGUUGAUUAUUUUGUGUGUUGUUUCGGUUGAAGGGUGUUUUUGGAAGUUUGGUUCUGUGCGCAUUGAGAGUGUGAAAUAAUUGGAUUUUGUUAAAUUAAUUAUUGAAAUCUAGGAUCGUUGGACAUAUAUUUAUAAUUUAUUUAACACCAUUAUAGUUAAAGGAAAGUCUAAUGUGGUCAUUUUGG
Striga asiatica is the source of this 991-nucleotide messenger RNA. The record is from the annotation of a GenBank genome assembly. NCBI's taxonomy places the organism in Eukaryota, Viridiplantae, Streptophyta, Magnoliopsida, Lamiales, Orobanchaceae.